AUGUCGUUUUUUCCGAAUUUGCCACGUUUCGGCAACCGCCCGGCAAAAGAUUGCACCCUAUCUGUGCAUCGAUUUCUGCAAAAGAUUUGCGCACGUUACGAAAAGGAGCUCGACUGUGGUGCUCGAGCCGGCAUUAGCCUACUUUUUUUGCGGCCGGGCGUCUUGGAGGCACCCCAAUGGAGACGUGGUGGAGACGGGAUCAACUACCCAGAGCCUGACGAAAAAUUGCGGAGCCCCAAACCGCAUACAUGGCGAGAAAAGCCGAUGGGGCAAUGGUGCCGAAAUGUGAGCGCAAACGUCCACGUUCAAUGCCCCCGCGCAUCCUACGCCUUUCAAUACGACUGUUGCGGUGAAACAAUGGCCGAGUGCUGUUUUGCAUUGAUGGGAUGGGUCUACCUACUACUCGGUUGUAUAGUGGUAGUCGGGAUCAGUACCCUCACUUUCCAUCUCCUACUCCACUUCAACCUCUUAUGGCCUAUCGAGAAGAAGAUAGAACUAAGAAGGAUGACAAUCAUCGAGGAAAAACCGAGACUAAUCAACGCA
Molecule: messenger RNA, 543 nt
Organism: Mesorhabditis spiculigera
Lineage: Eukaryota; Metazoa; Nematoda; Chromadorea; Rhabditida; Rhabditidae
Source: the annotation of a GenBank genome assembly